Messenger RNA from Magallana angulata, 2132 nucleotides. RefSeq lists its product as uncharacterized. NCBI's taxonomy places the organism in Eukaryota, Metazoa, Mollusca, Bivalvia, Ostreida, Ostreidae. The transcript has 3 exons. The coding region runs from base 1 to 1257 and encodes 418 amino acids. The record is from RefSeq and is a predicted model, not a curated record. Gene Ontology annotation, molecular function: protein binding.
AUGAUGUCGUACAUCAUACUAGGGUUCCUGUGUGUGAUCCCAUCAAUUUGUUUGUCUGUUCUUACUGAUGGGGAAACUCAGAAUGACACACUACGAGAUGAAUCAGGGGACUCAAAGACUGAUGUUUUCAGACAAUUGUUAAACCAGGAGACCCUCAUUCGAAUGUCACUGGUGAAGAAUGUCCAUAGUCUUAUGAAAGAUAUGGUCGAGAUGAAAGAAAGCAUGUCAACUAGCAACAAACGACUCAAUGAUGCGGAGAAAGAAAUCUCAAGCUUGAAAAAUGAGGUACAUUUACUGAAAACCGAGAACCGAAAGUUGAAAGAACAAGCUGUAAAAUUUCAAGAGCAGUUUAAGACUACUGACAGCAGGUUUGAUGAAAUUGAAGGGAAUUUUACAAAAGUUUCAUUCAGCCGGGCUAAAUAUGAAAGACAUUUGAAUAAAAAAAUUGAAGACUUUGAGAAAAAUAUGUCGACGAUUCUAAAUGACAUCAAGAUAGAGGUACGUUAUCUGUCUGUGACGUUACUGGACUUGAAUAAGCAUACAAUGGAAAUAAAUGAAUCUAUUCCAAUUCUCAUAGAAAGCAAAUUCACUGAAUAUUCCACCAUCGUGAGUAAAUCUGUCAGUGAUAUAAACAACAAGUUGAUCACUUCAAAGGACUAUCAAGAACAACUGGUAUAUAACUUGUCUACAUUGGGAAAUGACCAAUCAGGCUUAAUGAAAAUAAUCUCAGAUCAUAUGAACAGUACUAUAAUGUCCAUCAAAGCGGAUGUUGAGCAAUCCCAGAAGUCCCAGUUGAAGUUAUCGGCUGCUGUGUCGUCAUUGGAGGUUUUCAGAAUGAAUAUGUCCUUGCUGAACAACUGUGGUGCGAAAAGUAUAGGAUUCACAGUCGGGGUAACGAGCUCGUCUUCCACCUGGUCUGGAGACAUCUUGGUGUUCCCUCAUCUCGUCACCAAUCAUGGAAACGGAUACAAUCCAAGCACCGGGAAAUUCACCGCCCCUAAGGACGGGACCUACGUUUUCUUUGUUGCCGUAAAUUCAUACGGCAGUCAAACUGUGUAUCUUAACAUUGUUCAUAAUGGUUUAAAUGUUGUCCAAUCAAUGGCUUACGGCUCUAGCGCCUCCCACCAGACGGGUACAAACAUGGCUUUAAUUCAUUUAGACAAAGGAGACUCUGUCUGGAUCAGUCAUAGCAGUGGGACCGGUUAUUAUACCACUUCCGUGCCCAUAACAACAUUUUCUGGUUUUCUGCUGGCAUGAAAACAGAUAUUUACCAAUAAAAGUUUUAAUUUCAAAUCGACUCUCAAAGUUUUUGCAUAAUAAAUCUUUUUCUCUAAAAUUUCCAUUUAGAGAUAUAUAGAAUUAUAUAUAAGUGUUAUAAUUCAAAAUUUCCUUUUUUAAUUUAGAUGUAGAAAAUCAAAUAACAAUGGAUAGAUUUAAUUUCUACUUAUAUUAUACGAGCAUAUCGAAAUUUUGCCAGCUUACUUUUUUUUAAAAAAUCUCAAAGCGGUUUAUAAAGUAAUUUAUGUUAUUUCGUAUACAAUAUAUAGAGAUUAAACUAAUCUUAAAUACAUUUGCUUUUUAAGGUGUCCAUUAUUGCUUUUGUAUAUUUUCUUGAAAGAGUUUUUUUUAAUCAGUCGUACGUGUUUUUAUUUUUGUAGCAUAGUUCAGAUGUUGUAAUACGUUUAUAUUUAUACUUUGAAUAUAAAUGUGAAUCUGUUUAUGAUUGUAUAACAAAAAUUUACUUUUAACCCUAAAUCACGGAUAUAUAUUUACCAAAUAUAUAUCCGUGACUCGGGAUUAAAAUCUAGUAUCCAAAAACAAAGGACUUUUAUUAUCAUUUUUUCAACAAACUGUUAACUUGAUGUCAGUGAGAACAAAAUACCACUUAAUGAAAUGUUUAUUAUUAUGAUUAUUAUUAAAACUAAUGAUAGAACUAAUACAAUGUAUAUGGACAACUUGUUUUCUUCUUAAAAAGGAUGUAGUAUUUCUACUAAAUUUUCACAUUCUAUUUUUGAUUUGUUAUGAAAUAUUCGCAGGUAGAUAUUUUGCAUAUUUUAUGUAGUAUUUGUAAGUAUAACUCAAUGUUUCUUUGUUUUGAUUUUUAUUAACAACCAGUCUUAUGUUUAUUUUCU